CCCAAAACCAAACCGAACCAAAACUUAAAAGCAGCGUGUUCCUUACUCUCUCUCAUUAAUCAUGGCCGAUCUGUACGGAACGCCGCCGGACUCGGAAGAAAUCUCCAACAUUCUCAGCCACCUCCUCCACGGCGGCUCCUCCUCCGCUUCCUCUUCCUGCGCUCCCUUCAAGCAUGUGCACCUCAUCAACUCCUCCUCAGUGCCACCGCCUCAUCAUACGACACCGUCUCACGACCACCACCCUCAGCUGCUGGCCCGAUCGGCCGACCGGCCCCCUGAUUUUCAUUUUUCGGAUUCCGGCGGGUAUUUCGUGGACUCGGACGCCAACACUUCGACGAAGGGGAGGAGAGUUUCGUCGGAGAAUGAUCUCGGUGACGUCAGCUGCGACAGUGAGGGUCCUGAAGCGCCGGAGGUUCCAUUGAACCCAGCUCCGUCGCGUAGUUUGUCCAAGAGAGGCAGAGCGGCGGAGGUUCAUAACUUGUCUGAAAAGAGAAGGAGGAGUAAGAUCAAUGAGAAGAUGAAAGCUUUGCAGAACUUGAUUCCGAAUUCUAACAAGACUGACAAGGCUUCAAUGCUGGAUGAAGCAAUUGAGUAUUUGAAGCAGCUCCAGCUUCAAGUACAGAUGUUAACGAUGAGAAAUGGACUGGGUUUGCACCCCAUGUGUUUACCAGGAAUGAUGCAGCCUGUGCAAAUGCCUCAUAUGGCAUCGGGCUUUGACGAAGGAAAUAACAAAGUUCCAAAGUCUACCAGUGGAAUGAGUCCUUUUUUUGGGAGUGAAGAGAACUGCAUGCAAUCAGCUUAUAAUAUUUCUAGUGGAUGCACAAUCUCGAACCAGUCAAUGGUCGCAACUUCAGCUGCAAAUGUCCCUGGUUCAGAAGCCUCAUUCGUUUUUGGACCAUCGACCCAAGCUUACUACAGACCCUUUUUUGGUGCCACAUCUCCCAAGGAAAUAUUCUCCGGUGAAGGUGAGCCUUCCUCAAAAUCAGAAUCAAAUCCGACUGGGAAAGCCUCUUCAUCAGAUGCUGAUAAGGUGUCUCCAGUUAGACCUGAUGUCUGAUAUCUAGCUGGUUUACAUGAAGUUCAACUUGUUCAAUCAAGAAACCCGCCAUGAACCUCAAGUUGCUGAUAUGUUUCACACUUGCUUGUGUCAUAUCUCAUUGUUUUCCAAGUGUAACAGGCCAGUUACCAAGAUCAAGGCUGUGGCAUUUUCUUUUGCAGCUGAUGCUUCUUAAUUACUUAACUUGUAUAAAAACGCUCACCAAUCUUGGAUGAAUGGUGGCCAUUUCUGCUAAUUUCUUAGAUCUGUCUGCUCACUCUUUUGAAGAGCAUUGGAUAGCCAAAA
Messenger RNA from Argentina anserina (silverweed cinquefoil), 1342 nucleotides. RefSeq names its product transcription factor SPATULA-like. Gene Ontology annotation, cellular component: nucleus. NCBI's taxonomy places the organism in Eukaryota, Viridiplantae, Streptophyta, Magnoliopsida, Rosales, Rosaceae. Bases 62 to 1057 code for a protein of 331 amino acids. The record is from RefSeq and is a predicted model, not a curated record. The transcript has 6 exons. Gene Ontology annotation, molecular function: protein dimerization activity.